Molecule: messenger RNA, 1206 nt
Organism: Mucor mucedo
Lineage: Eukaryota; Fungi; Mucoromycota; Mucoromycetes; Mucorales; Mucoraceae
Exons: 3
Coding region: 82-942 (286 amino acids)
Biological process (GO): transcription initiation at RNA polymerase II promoter
Cellular component (GO): transcription factor TFIID complex
Molecular function (GO): protein heterodimerization activity; DNA binding; RNA polymerase II general transcription initiation factor activity
Source: RefSeq, a predicted model, not a curated record
CAACAACAACAACAGCAGCAGCACCAACAACCACAUCAACCAUUGCAACAACAACAACAGCAGCAACAACCACAUCAACCAAUGCAACAACACAUGUUACAACCCAUGGUCGUGGUGCCGAAUCAACAUAUGGCACAACCUGUAUUCAAAACACCUGCUGUCCCUACUGCUGGUUUACAAAUACCCACACGAGUACCUACCACGACGACCCCCGUUAUGCCAUCUCCCGCCUCUCAACCUACAACAACAACAACAGCAGCAGCAGCAUCCACACCCACAACAAGCAAACAAGUGGCAUCGAACUCGGCAGGAGAUAGUCGUAUUGAUUAUGAGGCAUUGACAGAUGUGAUGGGAUACGCAGGAGUAGAUUUAAAAGAGGAAGCAGAACAUUUUAUGAAGGAUCAGGAUGUGCCUACAGGUAUUUUGCCCGAUGGUAUUGAUCGUUCCAAGAUGCAAGAUUUUAUGAAUACGGACAUGCUGACCGAUCGUAUUUUGCGACACGCUAAACGUGUGGAUAUCAAGGAAAUUGAUGAUGACUUUGUUUCGUAUGUGGCGCUGGCAGCUCAAGAUCGUAUCCGGACGGUCAUGGAAAGUAUGAUUUCUGCUUCUAAACAUCGUACGUUGGACCCGUUUCAAAAGAUGGAAGGAAAAGGGUUUACCAUGUGUGUGAAACAAAAUGUGGGAGUCCAAUUAGAAGCGUUGCGUCAUGUGGCAAGGCAAACCGAACUGGAUUUAGAUCCCAUGGAAGAACAAGAUGAAAAAGAGAGAGGGUUGGGAUGGUACUCGGAUCGUGCUCGUCUUCCUUUGAAGAGAGUGGUGGUGCAAGAUGCACGCAAGAUUACAGUACAGGAUGCCAUUUUUGUCAUGGAGAGGGAUGUCCAAGGUGGAAGAGGAACAAAUCAAAAGACACUUUUAAGAGCUUAUAAUGAAUGGUUAUCUUAAUAAAAAAAAAAAAUUUUUUUUGUGUGUGUACAUAUAUAUUUCUUUUUUUGUAUAUGGGGGGUUUUUUUUUUUUUCGUUUUCGUUUGUAAUUUUAAAUGAUAAAUAAUAAUAGAAAAAAAAUUGUCGGUACCACUCGUCAAAUGUAAAAAAGAGGAUGAAAAACCUCAAGUUACAACUACUUUUUUGAACGAAACCAUGACGAUCUGUCCUACCUUUCCCGAAGGGCACAAUCCAUUUUUUUUAGGAAAGACCACAGGAUAGAGG